AUGGCUUUCUACAAAGUGAUCUGUGCGGUGACUCUGCUGACUCUCCUGACACAAGAGUCUCACUCACAAAUAGAUGUUUGUGGUCAGCCUAAGCUCAACACCAAGAUUGUUGGAGGACAGGUGGCCUCUGAAGGCAGCUGGCCCUGGCAGGCCAGUCUGCAAGACUCUACAGGGUUCCACUUCUGUGGAGGAUCCCUCAUUAACAAUCUAUGGGUGCUGACUGCUGCUCACUGCUUCGCAAGCACAGACCCAAAGGCUGUGACUGUGGUUCUGGGUCUCCAGAGUCUACAGGGAUCAAACACCAAUAAAGUGUCUCAGACAGUAUCACAGAUCAUCAUUCAUCCCAGCUAUAACUCUGGAACUAAAGAAAAUGACAUCUGCCUGCUGAAGCUCUCCUCACCGGUGACAUUUAACACCUUCAUCCUGCCCGUCUGCCUGGCAGCCCCAGGCAGCACCUUCUACAACGGCACUGCAGCCUGGGUCACCGGCUGGGGCGACAUUGGAUCUGGAGUGCCCCUUCCUUCCCCAGGAAACCUGAUGGAGGUGCAGGUGCCGGUUGUGGGGAACAGACAGUGUAACUGUAACUAUGGAGUGGGCAGGAUCACAGACAACAUGAUGUGCGCCGGGUUAAGUGCUGGAGGGAAGGACUCCUGUCAGGGGGAUUCAGGAGGUCCGAUGGUGAGCAAGCAGGGCGGUCACUGGAUCCAGGAGGGAGUCGUCAGUUUUGGAAGAGGCUGUGCCCUGCCUAAUUUCCCAGGGGUCUACACCCGAGUGUCCCAGUAUCAGUCCUGGAUCAACAAACAGAUCACCAGCAACCAGCCAGGCUACAUCAUCUUCACGUCCAAUGGGACUGACAGUGACCUCAACGUCACCUGUUCUGACCUGCCACUAACUACAACUACUCUCACUUCAACAACUCUCGCUCCAACAACCACAGCCCCACCUGUGGUCUGUGGCCAAGCCCCACUGAAUUCAGGUGUUCUGGGAGGAAGCUCUGUGGCGACAGCUGGUGUUUGGCCAUCGAUGGCGAGCCUACGGAACAAUGGAAGACAUGUGUGUGGCGGGACUCUGGUGGCUUUGGACUUUGUGUUGAGCAACGCCAACUGCUUCUCAAGUUCACCCAUACCGUCUGAAUGGACUGUCGUUUUGGGUCGUUUGAAUCAGAAUGGAUCCAACCCCUUUGAGGUGACACUGAAUGUGACAAAUAUCACUCUGAGCAACCUCACUGGGUCUAAUGUAGCAGUGCUGCGUCUGGCAACCAGACCCACCCUGUCCAACCACAUCCAGCCCAUCUGCCUGGACAACGGACAAACCUUCACUGUGGGUUUGACGUGCUGGGCUGCUGGCUGGAGCGCCGGGCAAGGAGGGGUUGAACAAGUUCUGCAGCAGUUACAGACCUCUGUGGUAAGCUGUGGAAACGUAUCAACGAGUGACAGCAUUUGUACAAACUCUUUCACACUGGGGCAGGGUGGUUCUGGCGGUCCAUUGAUGUGUAAGCAGGGCGGCUCUUGGUUCCAGGCAGCAGUGUUGUCAGUUGAAAACAACAGCACCAGUCAAACACGAGCAGAUCCAGUGAUGGUCUUCACCAAACUCAGCCACUUUCAGUCCUUCCUGGCUCAGACAGUGGGGACGUUCUUAUCUCCAGCCUCCAACACCACCAACACCACCAGCAGCAGCAGCACAACUGCCACCAAUACACUCACUACCAGCGGGGACGCUCCUGCUCACUCCCCCAUGUUUUUCCUCCAUCUCCUCAUCUUCUCUAUGUGUCUCCACCUCUUUUCAUAGAUGUGACGAGCACAAAUUAAUGUCAACAAUCAACAACCUUAAAUUUGAGAGCUAGUGUAGGCUUAAAGCUGCUUUAACUACUCUAUGACUUGAUUCUGCCUCUGUUGGUGACGGGACGCCCUCUGCUUUCAGUCUAAAAAUUUCUUUAAUACAAUGAUAAAAUGUGAAAUCAAUUCUAAUAUGUUUUUUAACUAACUGAUUAUUUUGAAUGAGUCUUAAAUUGAAUCCUAAAGUGCCACUUAUGUUAUAGUUGCAAAAAAUGUAUCCAGAUGUUAUGUACAUGAUAAAAUAUGAUUGAACAAAUGGCUUAAAAAAAAAAACUUCUGAGGUCUGAGGAACAGUUACAGUAUGCCCAUCAUCUACCUCAUUUGAUUAGUGCUACUGUACCAUAGCGUGUAUUUCUCUGAACUUAACAUGUGGCAUUUUCUCUAAAUACUGAAGCUGCACUUUACAUUAAUAAUUAUUUGGUUUGAAAGUUUAUCUAUUUGGAAUAAUGACCUGCUUUUAACCCUUCCUGUCUGAUGCUUUUAUGCUUUGAGCACAUUUGUAUUCUGUUUUGUUUCUGAAAAGCAGCACAUUAUAAGAUGUUCUGGUUAAUUUCUACAAAAUUAAAGACAAAGAAAAUGUGUGUGUGUGUGUGUGUGUGAGUGUGUGCUGUGUCCCUAUAACAUAGCCUGAAUUUAUACAGUUGAAUUUGCCAGGCGUUGUGAUGGCCUAGUAGAUAAGACACAUGCUUUUGGUGUGAGACCCAGUUUCAAUUCCCCACUGCAGCACAUCAACCAAUGUGUCCCUGAGCAAGGCACUUAACCCAUAGUUGCUCCAGAGGUGUGCGACCUCUGACCUCUGGCUUUGGAUAAAAGCGUCCGCUAAAAUGAAUAAAUGCAAGGCAUGAAUUCUAUGGAGGGAUUAUUGGGUCAGAUUGAAAACUAAAAGUCUAAAUCCAAAAGUAGAAGUCAAAUUCGAAAAUGAACUUGGUAUUUAGGAUUGGGCAUUUAGCCAUUAAUAAAUUGGCUAGAGGGAGGACUAUCAUCAUUUAUCAUUUAUAAUACCAUAACUAAAAGCUUACAGCUUUUCUGUCUAUAUGGCCUCACAUACAAAGUCAACAGUGAAAGGAGCGCUAACCGUCUGAAAAAAAAGCAGCGGACAGUACAGCAGGUAAGAUAUGUCAACAUUAGCAAGUUAGCUAUAUUAGGCUAACUGUUGCUGACAUGCAUGAGUUAUGUUACUGUCUGUACAUGCUGUUUUUUUUAAUGCGGCUAUUAACCCCGCUGUGGGCAUAUAAACUGUAAAAAUAAGAUGUACAAGCUAUGUUUGAGGGGAACCGUACCAUGCUGGGCAGGUGACAGGUGUGUGUUUACAGUAUUUGUGUGCUCUGAAAAAUAUAACAGCUAUAAAGUCUCAGCCGGCAGACCUAGCAUAGUAUUAUUACUACAUACACAUAUGGAUGUAACAUUUAGGCCUAAUAGACAUCCGCUACUCAGAAACAGAAGACACUACCUGCAUCACUGCCGAUGUCAUUUGAUCAAGGGAUGAAUGGUGAUUAAUGCGAUUGUCAUUGGUGUUUUUCUGGUGUCUCCUUUUGUUCUUUCACUUCACUGUGUUUCGAGUGUUCCCGUCUGUCUCUGUGUUUGUUUUUGCCCCAUGUUCAGCUGCAACUACACACAUGCACUGCUUUGCACUAGCUCUGUAAUAUGUGAGGUAAUGGGUUCAUAGGUUUAUAACACAAGCACCUCCAUACAUAUCGUUUAGGGUGUAGCAAUGGUUUUGGGUUUUUUUUUGUUUCUUCAUGUAUUGUUUGGUGAUACUUUUGCUUCUUGGUAUUGUUUAAUUAUGUAUUGUGCUAAAGUGUCCUGUACACAAUCAGGGCAUUGUUAAAAAGUAAGCGUUAGAUCCCACUUUUACCAAAAGAGAGUUUAAUGUUAGUGAGUUAUGUUAUGUUAUGUUAUUAUGCAUUGCUGUAACGUGAGUCUGAACAGACCAUGCUGAUAACAAUGUAUGCAAUUUGGAUUACAGCCAGCAGUAACAAAUAUAUGAAUCAAACAACAACAAAGAAACACAACCACAGUACAACAUUAUUUAAAUUUGAAUUUACAGGGUACUAUUAACAAUGGGGAUAACAGCUGGUAUGAACGACCUAAUCUACUUGUUCGUGGCAGACUAUAUCUGCGCCCUGAUGGCAGCAGCAUAAAUUCACCCCACAAAGGAUGACUGGGAUCAGCCAGGAUAGCUCUCGCCUUCUUCAAGUAUCUGACCUUAUACAGGUCAUGUAGGUCAUCUAAGGGUGUGUCCGCAAUUUUGCUGCGUACCUUCACAACACCUGGCAUGUGAUUUUUCUGCUUAAUAGAAAGUGAGCCGUGCCAGCAGAUAAAAGAGAAAGUGAGAACUGAUUCAAUAAAACAGGAAUAAAACAUUUUCAGAAAAACAGUGUCGACAUUAAAACUGAGUGCGCUGAUGAGCUUUUUUACACACAGCAUCAACCUGGGACUCAAAGCACAGUUUACUGUCGAUCACAGUCCCAAGAUAUUUGUACUGCUGCACUAGUUCAACUGGCUGGUUGUCCAUUACAACAGGGGAAAUGACUGCGGGGUUUCUACUGAAGUCUAUG
This is a messenger RNA of Micropterus salmoides (largemouth bass), 4393 nucleotides long. RefSeq names its product prostasin-like. The coding region runs from base 1 to 1788 and encodes 595 amino acids. Lineage: Eukaryota; Metazoa; Chordata; Actinopteri; Centrarchiformes; Centrarchidae. Gene Ontology annotation, biological process: proteolysis. Gene Ontology annotation, molecular function: serine-type endopeptidase activity. The record is from RefSeq and is a predicted model, not a curated record. The transcript is spliced from 10 exons.